Molecule: messenger RNA, 1410 nt
Organism: Marmota monax (woodchuck)
Lineage: Eukaryota; Metazoa; Chordata; Mammalia; Rodentia; Sciuridae
Gene: Mblac1
Product: metallo-beta-lactamase domain containing 1
Exons: 2
Coding region: 331-1146 (271 amino acids)
Source: RefSeq, a predicted model, not a curated record
GAAGCUGGCAGGGGUCACAAGAUAGAGAACUGUAGGGAGGCUGAAAUCCGAGCAGCCUCUGCAGGUUGCGGGAAGCACUAAAACUAAAAGUUAACUGUGUGGUGUCGAUACGGCCACCGUAGUUGGGCUACGGACGCCCGCAGAGGACAAAAUACCACGCGAUUUUCUGAUUUCUGUGCUUCGUUCAGGAAGUUCUGUGCUAGGCUCUACGAUUAGGUUCAAGGUAGAGAAAGGGUAGGGUUAGAGGGAAGGAUAAAACGAUGUCCUCUGAAAGGUGACAGUUGAGGACCUACCUGGAGACUAUUGGGGCGGGCCCGUGGUUCCCCUGCCAUGAGCAACCUAGUGCGGACCGAGCAGCUGCGCGGGGCGCCUCCUCUGCUGGUGCCUGGCGACCUGUACUCCGUGGUGGUUCUGCUGCGAGGCUACGCGGAGCCAGAGGAGGUGGGCGAUGCCGUGCGCGCGGACGGCUCCGUGACCCUCGUGCUGCCUCAGGCCUGGGGCCGGGGCUCUAGUCACCAAGAGUCCUCGCCCGAGGCCGGCAGCGCGGAGACCGCCCUGGAAGAGGCGGCCCGUGGCCCCAUCCUCGUGGAUACUGGGGGCCCCUGGGCUCGGGAGGAGCUGCUGGGCGCCCUGGCGGGGCAAGGGGUGGGCCCCGGAGACGUGACUUUGGUGGUGGGGACCCACGGGCACUCGGAUCAUAUCGGAAAUCUGGGGCUGUUUCCGGGGGCUGCUCUGCUGGUCUCGCACGACUUCUGCCUGCCAGGGGGCCGCUACCUGCCCCACGGACUGACUGAGGGGCGGCCCCUGCGCCUAGGACCUGGGCUCGAGGUGUGGGCCACGCCGGGCCACGGAGGCCAGCGGGACGUGAGCGUAGUGGUGAAGGGCACGGCCCUGGGCACCGUUGUGGUGGCUGGAGAUGUGUUUGAGCGUGACGGGGAUGAGGACUCGUGGCAGGCGCUGAGUGAAGACCCAGUGGCUCAGGAGCGGAGUCGGAAGAGGGUCCUGGGCACCGCCGACGUGGUGGUGCCUGGUCACGGAGCCCCCUUUCUAGUGGUCAGGGAAGCCUCUCAACCAGAAAGAAAGAGUUGUGGAAACAGCAGCCAGGAACCGGAGGGCGGAGAGGACGAGUCUACACUUCAUGGAUGAGACCCAGAGACCUGAUCAGCCAGAAUCGGAGCAGGCAAGGCCAGUCACUUCCAGUCUUCCAGGAGACCGAUUUUCCAUUCAGGGCACUGGAAUAUCACUGUGGAUAUCACUCUCUGCCUAUCUCUGCAGCCAAACUACAUGUGUGAAUCCUCGGCAGGCCUCUGGAAAAUGCAAGAAUGUUCUUGUGAGGGUCCUCCAAAGUGAAAGUAGAAGCUCCCUGAAUGUAAAAAGAAACAUUAAUAAUGAUAACCAUACAACAAGGGA